Gracilinanus agilis (Agile Gracile Mouse Opossum) is the source of this 941-nucleotide messenger RNA. RefSeq names its product zwilch kinetochore protein (gene ZWILCH). The coding region runs from base 66 to 941 and encodes 291 amino acids. Lineage: Eukaryota; Metazoa; Chordata; Mammalia; Didelphimorphia; Didelphidae. Gene Ontology annotation, biological process: mitotic spindle assembly checkpoint signaling; protein localization to kinetochore. The transcript has 9 exons. The record is from RefSeq and is a predicted model, not a curated record. Gene Ontology annotation, cellular component: RZZ complex.
UACAAGUGAAAUUGAUCACUGAAACUCGGGGAAAUCCUUUGGAAAAUUUUGGGACUAGAUAUGGCAUGAGAUUUGUUAUGGAGAAAGUGCCUUCAAAAGAAGAAGAAACAGAGGCUUCAGAAGAAUCACAGUCUGAUGAAUCAGUUAUCUCUGAUCUCCUUAAGAAUGAAAAAAAUGGGCCACUUGCUUUACCUGUUAAGAGAGCCAGGCAGCUGAUUGGACUUUACACCAUGACACAAAACCCUAAUAUGACCCAUUUGAAAAUUAAAAGGCCAGUUAAGCCUCUUCCUCCGUUGUGGGUAAAAUGUGACAGCUCAGAUCCUGAAAGUACCUGUUGGCUAGGUGCUGAGCCUAUGAGAACAAAGAAAGGCAUCGUGGGAAUCACUUUACAAGUGGUUACAUGUAAAGGUCCCACAGCUGAAAAAAAUUCCUCUGUAAAUCUUGAGGAUUUGAAAAGUUCACACCUGAAAAGACAUAAUUCAACUACUGUAACAACUAAGGGUGUUGCUCAGUAUGAGCUGUUUAAGUCCACUCCCUUGGAUGAUUCAUCUUCCUUUUCACAUACUACUAUUAGUUUGGAUAUUUCAUGGGGUCCUGUGGAUGAACUUCUCCAAACACCUCCUCUCACUUCUGCUGCAGUAUUGAAUAUUAAAGUGGAACCUGGAGAUCCUCGAAGCCCUUUGUACCAUCUGCAUAGAGAACUGAAAUUUCUAAUUGCUUUGGCUGAUGGAUUGAGGACUGGUGUUACUGAGUGGCCUGAACCUUUGGAGAAUAAGUCAUCUGUUGACCUUGUUCAGGAAUUUCUCAAUGAUUUAAAGAAUAGGUUGGAUGGGAUUGAGAAUUCAGCAAAGAAAGUCAAGAUGUUCUCCAAUUUAUCAUUGUCCUUAAGAUGUGACAACCCCAUUGAAUACCUGCCAUAUUUGUCUUGUCACUUGUGCUGA